AUGUCGAAUCUGCUACUGGUAGUGCUAUCUGUGCUUGCUUUUGCUUGCUUUGUGGAAGCCCAAUGGGGCUAUGGAUAUCGGCCGUGGGGUGGUUUCGGCGGCUACCGGCCAUGGGGUGGCUACGGAGGCUACGGCGGCGGCUAUGGAUUUAGACCAAUGUGGCGACAACCAUUCUAUGGCGGCUACGGCGGGCCAUUUGGUGGUUACCACCCCUACGGUGGUGGCUUCGGUUACGGCAGACCAUUCUUUGGAUGA
This is a messenger RNA of Ostertagia ostertagi, 255 nucleotides long. The record is from the annotation of a GenBank genome assembly. Lineage: Eukaryota; Metazoa; Nematoda; Chromadorea; Rhabditida; Trichostrongylidae.